Molecule: messenger RNA, 1941 nt
Organism: Rosa rugosa (rugosa rose)
Lineage: Eukaryota; Viridiplantae; Streptophyta; Magnoliopsida; Rosales; Rosaceae
Product: cytochrome P450 704C1-like
Exons: 6
Coding region: 151-1653 (500 amino acids)
Molecular function (GO): heme binding; oxidoreductase activity, acting on paired donors, with incorporation or reduction of molecular oxygen; iron ion binding
Source: RefSeq, a predicted model, not a curated record
GAGUACUCAUAGCUCUUCCCAUGCAGCUAUACGUCCCCUUUGAUCGAUCGUAUAUAUAUAUUGGUGCAUGUGUCUCGUUCUAACUUCAUCAUCGAUCGUAGAGGCUAGGCACUCUAUAAUCUUCAAUAUCAUUCCAGAAUUGUGUGAGUAAUGGAUUUUCUCUCCACUGCUUUACCUCCCAUAGUGAUAAGUUUAGCGGUAAUUCUUUUAGCACUGAUUUUUUUGCCGUUGAAGAAUAAGAGAUACCCACCUGUUGCCGGAACUGUCUUACACCAACUAGCCCAUCGUCGCACGCUGCACCAUUACCACACUGAACUUGCAUGCAGAUACAAAACUUACAGAAUACUUGGCUUGUUCAAAUAUGCAGUGUACACAGCAGAUCCUGCAAAUGUUGAACACGUACUCAAAACAGCCGUUGGAAACUAUGGCAAGGGAUUGUACUUGUACAAUCUUAUAACAGAUGCUAUGGGCGAUGGGAUCUUCGCUGUGGAUGGGGAAAAGUGGCGGCAUCAGAGGAAGGCAUCAAGUUCUCAAUUCUCAACAAAAGUACUCAGGGACUUCAGCAGUGAUAUCUUCAAGACCAAUGCAGUAAAACUUGCUAGCAUAAUUCAUGAAGCUGCAAGCUGCGACAAAUCAAUAGAGAUGCAAGAUUUGUUUAUGAAAUCAACCUUGGAUGCAAUCGUCAAGAUUCUACUUGGUAUCGAUCUACAAACCAUGUCCGGAACAAACAAUGAAGGAAUCCGGUUUUCCAAUGCUUUUGAUGAUGCAAACGGAGCUACCCUUUAUCGUGUUGCUGAUAUCUUCUGGAAGAUCAAACGGUUCUUGAACAUUGGUACAGAAGCAGUGAUAAGAAAAAAUGUAAAAGUGAUGGAUCACUUUAUAUACAGUUUAAUCAACAGAAAGAUUGAAACACUCCAUAAAUCAGAAGAAGAUGAUGAGCAACCUUUAAAGAAAACAGACUUUAUCUCCAAGCUUUUGGAAGCUAAAGAGACUGAUCCAAAGUACUUGAGAGACAUGGUCCUCAGUUUUAUUGCUGCCGGCAAAGACACAACUGCUUCUGCUCUUUCAUGGUUUCUUUAUAUGAUGUGCAAGCAUCUCAGUAUACAAGAAAAGAUUGCCCAGGAAGUUAGAGAAGCAACAGGUCUGAAUAAUACUUCAAGCCCUGAGGAAUUUGUAGACAACCUUACUGAAGAAGCCCUUAGCAAAAUGCAAUAUCUCCAUGCUGCUUUGAAUGAGACACUCAGACUCUAUCCUACAGUUCCAAUGAAUGCGAGGGUUUGUUUUUCUGAUGAUACCUGGCCAGAUGGACAUAGUGUUAAAAAAGGAGAACUAGUGAUACUCCAACCUUAUUCAAUGGGCCGGAUGGAGUUUAUAUGGGGUGAUGAUGCAGAAGAGUUUCGGCCAGAGAGAUGGCUUGAUAAAAAUGGCAAUUUCCAAGAAGAAAGCCCUUUCAAAUUCAUAGCCUUCAAUGCCGGUCCAAGAAUUUGUCUCGGAAAGGAGUAUAGUUAUAUCCAAAUGAAGAUCUUUUCUGCCGUGCUUUUAAGCAACUACAUAUUCAAGCUCUCUGACGAGAAAAAGGUUGUGAAAUACAAGACGAUGGUCACGCUCCAUAUCAAUAGAGGCCUUCAUGUUCAUGCCUCUCCAAGAGUUUGAGCAUGCAAAAAAGUUAUAAUAGAUGUUUUGUCUAAACAUCGUUCACUUGCCCAUUGUUGUUAAUCAUUGGAGUAAGAAAUGCAUCAAAGAAGAAAUGCAUCAAAGUGAAAAUAAAAGAGGCUAGCCUCUUCAAUUUCAUGUUUUGUUCUUGUUUAUUUGAUUCAUAGAACUUGUCGAUCGUCAACAACUUGUAGUGGAUGAGCAUUCUCCACACUAAAUCAACAUAUAAUUGUAUAUGCAUCAGUUUGGUAAGUUGUAUUACAAUGAAAAACAAAUGCAAUAGAAUCA